AUGUCGGACGAGGAGGAAGAGUCCCUCGACGACGAGGCGUGGCGGGAGUACCCGAUCUGGCUGCAGGCCGCUGUGAAGGACGAGAGCAAUGAGAAGACAGUGCGCAUCCUAGAUGCCGACCCCUGCGGAGACGCGCCGAAAAACAACCGCGUCCGGGUCAAGGUGAUCGAGAUGCCAGACACCCUGGAGCAUGCGGCCGGCAACGUCAGCCAGCGCCACAAAAUACAGCAGGACUCGGUAGUGCUCGUCACAGCCGACCCCGGCGUGCAGCCCUACAUUGGUCUCAUCACCAAGCUGUGGCUGGAUCGCGACGCGCCCUUUGAGACGCGCGACGGGGUCAAGUGGUACAGCCCACAGAACCUCUGGUUUGAGAUGUACUACUUUUAUCGCUUCACUGAGGCCCCGGCCGACCGCAAGGGGCGCCUCAUGGCGCGGCGGCAGUCCAUGGCCGGCGGCGUCAUUGGAGUCGCGUCCUCAGCGACGGGCAAGACGAAGCGCGUGGCAGACGACGGCAGCGAGCGCCAGGUGAUGUUCAGCAACCACGGCACGUGGCACGACAACGAGGGCAUCUGCGCAGAGUCCUUCCUCUACACCACACAGGUCCACUGGCUGGGCGAGACCGAGAAGUUCCCGGUGGAGUACUUUGAGGGGCGGGACGGCCUCCUGCGCCAGCGCCUGGCGCGCGGCUUCGUGUGCCGGUUCAUGAACUACAUCAAGACACACGUGUCCGAGGGGGGCGAGGUGUACGCGCUCGCAGAGGCGUGGCCGGACCCUGUCACCUUUGCAAUCGCCCGGAGGCUGCGCGCAGAGUAUCGGGAGCGCGCCAGGGAGCUGGCGGCCAAGAAUGACCGGCUGCUCGCAAAGCACAGGGCGGCGCGCGACAAGGAGCGCCAGAAAGCCGCCGCCGCCGCCACGGCGCCCCCGGCACCUCGGCCGCCGUCGCCGCAGCUGCCGGGGGCGCCGGCCGCGGCGGCGGGCGGCGGCGGCAAGGGCGGCGGCGGCACGGGGCGGGUCUCCGCGGGUGUUGGGGCAUAUGCGGACGACGUCGACGAUGGGAUGAACGAGGGGGCCGGCUGCUAG
Messenger RNA from Monoraphidium neglectum, 1080 nucleotides. RefSeq lists its product as hypothetical. The coding region runs from base 1 to 1080 and encodes 359 amino acids. The record is from RefSeq and is a predicted model, not a curated record. Lineage: Eukaryota; Viridiplantae; Chlorophyta; Chlorophyceae; Sphaeropleales; Selenastraceae. The transcript is spliced from 10 exons.